AUCGGAAAAGCCAAACGAAAUUUCAGGACAGCGAGGAAGAGAAAAAGAGAGAAACUUCCAUACCUCAGAAAUUUAACGAGAGUUUUGGUCUCUUGCUAUUGACUCCAAUACUAUAAAAGUUACCCACUCACACUCACAGGUCUAGACGGGACACUGCCAAAUAAUAUUGUAUAUAGUCUCUCUCUCUCUAUAUAUAUAUAUGGUAGCCGUCUGAAGGAGAAAAACAGUUGAUAUAGUAAAGGUUGAGAGAGAGUACGGUUUACCGAGUUAGCUAUGAGUAGCGAGAAGGUUCCUUCAUCGGCUAUGACUUCUACUACACCGCAUGUGGACCUCGCCAAGGGCAUCAAUGGCCUCGAUAAGAUCGUCCUCCGCGAGUCCCGUGGCAGUUCCGCCGAGGUAUAUUUGUAUGGAGCUCAAGUGACAUCAUGGAAGAAUGACCAUGGGGAGGAAUUGCUUUUUGUUAGUAAUAAGGCUAUUUUUAAGCCUCCUAAAGCAAUUCGUGGUGGAAUACCAAUUUGUUUUCCUCAAUUUGCAAAUCACGGCCCUCUUGAGUCGCACGGAUUUGCUAGAAACAGGUUUUGGGAUGUGGAUACUGAUCCACCUCCUUUUCCAACGCCAACCUACAGCAAAGCUUAUGUUGAUUUGAUCCUCAGGCCUUCUGAAGAUGAUAUAAAGGUCUGGCCACACAGUUAUGAGUUCCGGCUGCGGGUGGCUUUGGGACCAGGAGGAGAUCUCAUGCUGACAUCUCGUGUUAGGAACACCAACCCUGAUGGGAAGCCAUUCUCAUUCUCUUUUGCGUAUCAUACCUAUUUCUCCGUUUCAGAUAUUAGUGAAGUACGAGUUGAAGGAUUAGAGACCCUAGAUUAUUUUGACAACUUGAAGAGUAGGGAACGCUUUACUGAACAGGGGGAUGCAAUAACAUUUGAAUCAGAAGUGGACAAGAUUUAUCUAAGCACUCCUACAAAGAUUGCAAUUCUUGAUCAUGAGAAAAAGAGGACUUUUGUUAUACGUAAAGAUGGACUCCCAGAUGCUGUUGUUUGGAAUCCUUGGGAUAAGAAGGCAAAAGCUAUGGCUGAUUUUGGCGAUGAUGAAUACAAGCACAUGCUGUGUGUUGAGGCUGCUGCUAUUGAGAAACAUAUCACCCUGAAACCUGGUGAGGAGUGGAAAGGAAGACUAGAGCUUUCAGCUGUUCCUUCCAGUUACUGCAGUGGGCAACUCGAUCCUCAAAAAGUUCUCCAGAGCAGCUAGAGUUCAAUCCAUAUUAUAUUGUACAGUGAUCUUUUCCUCACAGGUACUCUCUUGCAACUUGAAAUGGAUUGGGACAUGAGUUGAAGUACUGGCCACAUGAUUAUUGUUAUUAUUAUUUUCCUUUUCAUCUUAAAAAAUUACUCAUCUUGGUUGUAGAGAUGAGUUCAUGAAUAGAUGACAUGUUUAAAUAAUGAUUUAGUGUCUUAAAUUGACUCAGAUUUGCAAACAUAAGGCGGGAUAGCCAACACUGCCACUACGGUGGAAGGAGAUAACAUGUUCUUUUUUGUUCAAUGGAAUCUCUCGUGCAUUUGGAAUGAAAAA
Humulus lupulus (European hop) is the source of this 1569-nucleotide messenger RNA. RefSeq names its product putative glucose-6-phosphate 1-epimerase. Bases 274 to 1248 code for a protein of 324 amino acids. The record is from RefSeq and is a predicted model, not a curated record. Gene Ontology annotation, molecular function: carbohydrate binding; isomerase activity. The transcript has 9 exons. Gene Ontology annotation, biological process: carbohydrate metabolic process. NCBI's taxonomy places the organism in Eukaryota, Viridiplantae, Streptophyta, Magnoliopsida, Rosales, Cannabaceae.